AUGUUGGGGAUUUCGAUUAGGCGUUGCCUGUCAACGGCUUCCGCAGUUCGCAACAAAAUUCCACUGGCCGAGCCAAAUCCGUUGGCGUCUCCGGAUUACUUCAAUCUGCACGAUAUUGUUACAGUAAAAGAAUUGUUUCAGGCACGUGCGCACCUCGGACACCGGUCCACAUUGCGCAACCCGUUUAUGGUACCUUACAUUUACGGUACACGGCAGGGAAUCGAUAUUAUCGAUUUGGAUCAGACGCAUUCACUUCUUUUCGAUGCAUUGAAUUUCACCGCCCAUAUAGCGUAUCGUAAAGGCAUCGUACUCUUCAUGACUCAGAAUCAACAGAUGCUUCCUUUGGGCGAAAAAACUGCCAAAAAUGUUGGCGAGUUCUCCUAUUGUCGCAAGUGGUCUAGUGGAGUGUUCACAGACGCAAAAAACAUGUUCAACGAAGCCGUCCGUCUUCCGGAUUUGGUAGUUUUUCUAUCCACGCUCAGCCCGAUUGCCCAGCCCAGUGAUGCGGUUCGAGAUGCUGCGAAAUUAUUGAUUCCAACCGUCGGUAUUGUGGAUACCAAUUCAGACCCCCGUCUUGUUACCUAUCCCGUUCCGGGCAACGAUGAUAGUCCAGUCACUGUGCGGCUAUGGUGUGCACUGUUUGCUGAGGCAAUCACACGAGGUAAACGACGAGCCGAACGUGAUNGACCAGCAAAUGUUUGUACAUACGAAGUCGAAUGUAAUAAAAUGAUUUUAUUCUAA
Molecule: messenger RNA, 741 nt
Organism: Echinostoma caproni
Lineage: Eukaryota; Metazoa; Platyhelminthes; Trematoda; Plagiorchiida; Echinostomatidae
Source: the annotation of a GenBank genome assembly